UGUCCCACCAUCCAGUGGAGUAACGUGUACGGUUUCCAGAAAUUGACAUGUCUGAUAGAUUUCAGUGGUUAAGUUAACAUAUUGUGAUUUGUUUGUCUUAGGCAGCAAAUAUUUUAUACUAUUUAACAUGUUAUUUUUCAACAUUCUCCUGGUCGCAGUGAUGCAUUGCAUCCAAUUUUCUGUAGGAGAAGACUAUUAUCAAUUAUUGGGUGUUCCAAAAAAUGCAAACAACAGGGAAAUAAGAAAAGCAUUUAAGAGAUUGGCUGUUACAAUGCACCCAGACAAAAAUCAGGCUGAUCCAGAUGCACACGCAAAAUUUGUGCAUCUCACAAAGGCAUAUGAGGUGUUAAAAGACGCUGAAUCUCGUAAAAAAUAUGAUCUUUAUGGAGAGGAAGGUAUCAAAUCUUCACAGAAGCAGAGUUACCAUUCAUGGAGUUAUUACCGUGACAAUUUUGGUAUUUAUGAUGAUGAUCCAGAGAUUGUCACACUUAACAAGGCUGAUUUUGAUCAAAGUGUUCUCAACUCACACUCACUGUGGUUCAUCAACUUCUACUCUCCUAUGUGUUCACAUUGCCAUGACCUAGCACCAACAUGGCGCCGAUUGGCUCGUGAUCUAGAAGGUGUGAUUAGAAUGGGUGCUGUUAACUGCGAAGAUGACUGGAUGCUUUGUCGUCAGGAGGGCAUUAGAAGCUACCCAUCUCUGUUGGUCUACCCUUCUGAAGGUCUGGUAGUAGUGGGGCAUGUAGACUGUGCCAGCAGCAAAGAAUUCUGUGAGAAGUUUGACACAACUACAGAAUCCUAUGUAAUUUACUGGGAACCUCUGGAAGAACAUCCAGUUGGUGUGACACACAGAAUCUUGGGAACAGAUGCAAAAGAAAUUGCAAAGGAAGUUCUGUCUUUCCUGCCUGAACCAGCUGCAUUGGAUGAAGAAGGAUUUGAUGUAGUUAUGUUGACACAGCUGCAAUCCUUAGAUUUAUUCAACUGCUAUACUAUUUGUGAUAUGUGCCUUAUCUCUUUUUUUUUUUUUUUUUUUUCUGNCCCUUGGGUAGUGUACUUUUACUUGGGUGAAACAACAGCAGACAUGGAGCUAGAAUUGAAGAAGUUGCCUGCACUGUUGCCUGACAUGCGACUGGGUAAGGUGCACUGUGGACGGUGGGCUGCACUGUGCCAAGAACUGCAUAUAGCACGCUACCCAUUGUUUGCAGUGUUCAAGCUUGGAGGAGGUCAUGAGAUACAUCAUGGGCGCGAAACAGCUCACGAUGUUGCCAACUUUGCUAGGGACAGCAGUGCUGCUCCUAAUGUCAGAGUGUUGGCUCCACCAGAAUUUCCAGAUCUCAUACACGGCAGCCAUGGAAGUGGAGCUUGGCUGGUAGAUUUCUAUGCACCAUGGUGUCCCCCUUGCCUUCGACUACUGCCAGAAUUGAGGAAGGCUUCACGACACUUUGAUUCAGCAAUAAACUUUGGAACUAUUGACUGCACAAUUCAUGCCUCUCUUUGCCGUCAACAUAACAUCCGCUCAUACCCUACAACUAUUCUGUAUAAUAACACUGAGAAGCAGCAGUUUCAUGGAGAUCACACGGCGACUUCUCUUGUAGAUUUUCUGCAGGACAUCCUAAACCCCACAGUGGUAAAGCUGACUGAACAGUCUUUCUAUUCAAGUGUUGGUAAGAAAUCUCCAGAUGAGCUUUGGAUGGUCGAUUUCUUUGCAUCAUGGUGUGGGUCAUGUCAGCAGCUAGCACCAGAAUGGAGAAAACUUGCUAAGAUGGUAUCAAGCAUGGCAAACAUUCACAUAGGAGCUGUAGACUGUGAAGCUGAAGUUUCACUAUGCAUGCAGCAGGGGGUGCGCUCAUACCCCACCAUCAGGCUCUACCCUCUUGGUGGUCAGGGCCUCUCUACUAUUGCCAUCUUCAGUGGCUUCCAGAGGGAUGCACAAUCCCUGCGACAGUGGUUGUUUAGCUUCAUUCCUUCAUCUGUUGAAGAGCUCACACCUGAUAGUUUUGAACACAAGGUGUUGAAUACUGAUGAACCAUGGCUUGUUGAUUUCUAUGCUCCAUGGUGUGGACAUUGUGUUGUGUUUGCUCCAGAGUUCCAGAUUAUUGCACAGAAACUAGAGGGAAGGGUACUUGCAGGUAAAGUGAACUGUAACACAUUCCAAUACUUGUGCCAUGAAGCCGGCAUAUCCAGUUACCCUACUGUGAUGCUGUACUAUGGUGAUAAUCGACAGUACCAGGGAGAUGAGAUUCCAAGUCAGUCAGCAAAUCACAUUAUUGCCCACACAGAGCGUGUAUUAUCACAGCACCAGCAGAAGCACCAGCAAUCUCAGCUACUCCAUGAUGAAUUUUAAGUAUAUCAAUUCAUUCUGUGAUAAUGUGUUUGUAAAUAUCAUGUGAUAUCACCCUCUACAGAUGACUCUAACAGGGUGUGAAAUUUAAAGUAGGUUUGCUGCUUACCGUUGCUAUAUGGUUUUCUUACUAUCCAUGCAGGCAGGCAGGAGGAAGACCUUACCAUUUAUUAUUACUCAAAUAUUAAUAGUUUCUAAUAACUAUUAACCACUCACUUAACUAGCCAGUGAAGUGAUGUCUAGCUUCACAAUCCAAGGUUUACCCAUCUCUCAUUUUGCUGGUACAGCACUAUUUGAUCAAGAUGAGAGUGUUCACAAUUGAAACAAUUUAUACAGGCCCUCAUGUACGUGGGGAAUACAGUUUGUGAUUUGGAGUUUAAUCUCUGUAUUCCUCACAUAAUAAUAUUUGAAAAAAGUUAUGUUGUGAUGAAAUUAGCUAAGAGCAAGAUACUUCAUGAGGGGAGGCAAAAUCUAUGUGAAUUGAAUAGAUGGAAUGCAUAUCUUCAGAACAAAAUAGAUGUUAUAUUCUAAAUUAUAAAAUGUAAAAUUACGGUCCAACUUAUUGUGAUGAAAUUUAUGCAGAUUAGAAUAAUUUCCAUGCAGUAAUAUCAUUUGGGAAGAAAAAUGAAUUUCAAAUAAAUAUGUUUCAGUAUUUCAAAUGAUAUUCAGUAAUUAAUAUAAAAGUGUUAAUUAAUGUAUAAAAGGUCCAUGGCUCAAGUAAACUCGACCAUGGGAUGUUGCAGGAUUUGUUGCAACAUAUUAAUUCAGGUAUGAGACAGCAGAUAGACUCUUGUCCUUCAAGUAUAUUCAGAUGUGGAAGUUAAAGGGUUAAAGUAUGUUGGUGUCAGGAGAAAUGUGAGGCAACAGGACAUUAAAAUGAUAAUCAAGGAAACAGAAAAAUUGUAACUUAUGUAACAUAUUUGUUCUUUCUUUUAUUUGUCAACAGCAGUCACUGCACCACACAUCAUGGUCACAUGGUUAGCAUUCCUGUAUUUCAUUUGGUAGGCAUUAACUAUUAUGUCAACUGUUUGUUCUUUUUUAACAAUGGCCAUCAAAUGCUAAUGGGAAUGUUGUGAAUACAAAGUGUGUAUAACUGUGACAAGUUCAUAACUUCAUCAGUGUUGGUGUACAUAUCAAGUGUAUUCUUAUUUCAGUAUCCACCCUAGUGCCCCAUUAAUUCUCACAACUCCUUCUUGUAGCUAGUUCUCAAUGCUGUUGCCUCUACCUUCAAUUCUGCCAUGGAGAUGGAAGGUGCAGGUCCCUUUGAAAUAUUUGUGACCACCUACAGGACCACAAUCUAAAUUCCCAGUUCCAUGGAAACCUCAAUGCUUUUAUAUCUUUCCUUUCCAUGAGACACUGAAGUAAACAAGCAUGUUAAGAUAUUCGGGAUGAGGAUACAUGUAUCUAACUUUCUCUGUAAUGCAUACCAUAUUCCAGCAACUAAAAUAUUUCAGAGCUUUAAAACACAACCUUUUGUAAUAUGGAGCUUUAUUAGUUUUGCAUAUGUCAAAACCCAACUUCCACAUCCAUUCAGAAGUGGUAAGACAGUCAUUAAUUGCAAUAUUAUAUUUAAGCAUCCUGUUGCAUUUAUAUAUCUUUCAUGCACAAUAAUUCAGUCCUCGGUGCAACUAUUUUCACUUUUAUUUCUCCUCCUUGCAACAUGUUUCGGCCUCAAAUGGCCAUCAUCAGGUGUUUUGUCUACGCCAAAACUGUCGUACUGCUCAAAAUAUAUAAGAUGUUCACUUAUUUAUAAAAUUGCAUAUGUGAUGUUUGUUAUUUAAUUUACUUGAUGUACACUCGAUAUUUAUUUGCAUUGAUUAGUUUCACUCACUUUCAAAUUUAAUUUUGGCUUGAAAUUUCUUAAAAUUUCAUAAAAUAUAUAAUUCUUGCACCUCUUGUUUGUUACAUUAGCAGAACUCAAAGUUAUUCACAAUGACCUGAGGCUGUGAGAAUUGAGAUUGCUUCUUGCUGGUUUCUUACUUAGCUUCUGCAUCAGCACUGAAUAUGGAAGCAAUGUGUUCCUCAGAAAUGUUGGUGGAUUUUACCAGCACAUUCUAGAAGACAGUACUAUUCAAUAAAGAAUUAUGUCAUGUAUAUACAGGAUCACUUGGCCAUGUUCUAGUCCAUCUUUCAUCUUUGUAAUGGAAUAAAGUGUGAUGUUUGUCCAGGCACAGAUGUACCCAAAGUAUCACUUGGUACUUCAAAUACUCAUGUCUGCUCUCAUGCCUCUUGUUAUUGCUUUCGGUGUGUGGAAAGAAACUGCACAUUCCAUUAUUGGUCUUUCCUUGGAUGUAGCAGGAGUAUAGGAGACAGGAAAUGCCACUUGGUCAGUCAAGGGUGAUGAAUGAAAUGGUGACCAUCAUGUGUGACAUAAACUGAUGUCUCCAAUGAACUGCUGCACCAUCUGUUACAUACAUAUGACAAUUUUGUAAUUGGAUCUUUCAGCCUGUUCAUGAUGGUGAAAUCUGAUGUUCACCUGAUUUUCUAUCCUGAUGAGAUUUGAUUUACAUGGUCACAGAACAGCAGACACUGGUAUCCACAAAAUCCAAGACUAAUACACAGGGUUUCAUUAUGUGAUUCUAAAACUGGCCUAUGAUGCAGUAUGAGUACAGAUACAACAAUUUAAUCAGAUUUCUUCAAGGAAAAAAAUUAAUUCAGAAAGGUACAUGGAGGAGAUAAUCUGCACAAUUUUUGAGUGGCUAACAGAUGAAUGUUGGGAUAUAUUAAUAUAAGAAAUGGUCAUAAUAUACAAAGCAACAGAUUUAUGGUUUUAUUUAUGCUUGAGUAAUAUGUAUAUAUUACCAGACUUAAAAAUAUUGUCACAUUAUUUUGAAUUUUUACUGUUUGAUUUUCAAUGUAAUCACUUCAUUAUAAUAUAUGCAGGAAGAGAAAAGAAAUGUAUGUACAGUCUACAGUGAAAAAGAUAUUGCUGAAAUUGAAUAAAGAUUUUGUAAAAUUA
This is a messenger RNA of Cryptotermes secundus, 5300 nucleotides long. RefSeq names its product dnaJ homolog subfamily C member 10. The record is from RefSeq and is a predicted model, not a curated record. NCBI's taxonomy places the organism in Eukaryota, Metazoa, Arthropoda, Insecta, Blattodea, Kalotermitidae.